GCCCGAUUUUGUGGAAUUGGUACGCCUUGCUGACCUGUCACUUCACUAAUUUACAAACAAAAACGGCCGAUAUGUAAACUUUAACUUUGACAUGCCUUGACACGAGCCGGUGACUUUGACGAAUUCGGAUGAGAGAUGUUAUUAAGGGGAGACAUAUAUAGAAGACCACUCUUGUCUCAGUUACGUCGCCAGUACUGGCGAGUACGAUGAUGCGUUGUUUACAUUGCUCUACGUUUAGGUUAUGUUUACUUGGAGUUGAACAUGAGAAUUUUCAUUUGAGGUACUUGGAACUCUUUUUUUUUUUCAAGUAAUCUUUAUCGCUAGAUAAUAUAUUUUUGCUCACAAUGACACGUGUAUGCGUCUCCUGCAAGCACCAUAUGAGCAAGGACGUCUCGCUCUUCGGGUUUCCGAGAGCGGACGAAUUGCUGGAGAGAUGGUUGCACGUCCUCGGCACAGAGAGGAAAAUCACCGGAUCGUCGCGAAUAUGUUCGCGUCAUUUCAAGGAAGACGACUUCAGAUACAGUUUAGUCGGAGGCAAGCGCUAUUUGAAGCCACAGGCGAUACCGUCUCUAUAUCUGCACGGAGAGAUUAAGGAUGAGGUCGUCUCGGAUGAUCAAGAUGCAAUCGUUAAGGAAAACCAGCCAACAAAUACUGUGAUAGAGUAUACUGUAAAAGAACCUAAGAAUGAAGAUUUAGAUAUUACAGAAUCACAUGUAGAAGUUAAAGAGGAGGACCAACUAUCCGAAAGAAUAUUGCUCGCUCCAACGGACUCGGAUGAGCCAGAAACGAAACGUAAGAAGCAUCUGUAUGACGUCCAGUGGGAGGAAAUCUCUACAUCGUCGGUGCAAGCUAAAAUUUACUGGGAAGUGGCAAUCAAAAGAAUCACUCGGCAAAAGAUGAUUUUGAAAACUUUGCGGCAGAAAAUUAGACGAUUACAGGGGCAGAUAUUAGACUUACAGACUUUGGUAAAAAACGAAGCGAUUACAGAUAGUUAAUAUUACAGGUGCUAUAAACUGUGAAUAGUUGUACGAGUGAUUAAAUUAUUAUUGCAUGAUAACGUUUGAUCGAAUUGAACUUUGUUUGACUUUACAUAUGUUACGUUUUAAUAAACUGAGUUAAUGUA
Messenger RNA from Wasmannia auropunctata (little fire ant), 1123 nucleotides. RefSeq lists its product as uncharacterized. NCBI's taxonomy places the organism in Eukaryota, Metazoa, Arthropoda, Insecta, Hymenoptera, Formicidae. Gene Ontology annotation, molecular function: sequence-specific DNA binding. The coding region runs from base 345 to 995 and encodes 216 amino acids. The record is from RefSeq and is a predicted model, not a curated record. The transcript is spliced from 3 exons.